Molecule: messenger RNA, 1405 nt
Organism: Mangifera indica (mango)
Lineage: Eukaryota; Viridiplantae; Streptophyta; Magnoliopsida; Sapindales; Anacardiaceae
Product: transcription initiation factor IIB-2-like
Exons: 7
Coding region: 219-1166 (315 amino acids)
Biological process (GO): DNA-templated transcription initiation; transcription preinitiation complex assembly
Cellular component (GO): transcription preinitiation complex; nucleus
Molecular function (GO): TBP-class protein binding
Source: RefSeq, a predicted model, not a curated record
ACUCCAAAUUUCCAGUUAUAAAUAAAUAAACGUGGCGUAAGUCGCUAAGAUCUCGCCUCUUCUCAACCCUCUCAUUACAUAAGUUUCCAUUGAAACAACCUUCGUUUCAUUUCAUCACAUUUCCUUUGAAAACUGAAUUAAAAAUAAAUAAGUAAAUAAACCAAAAUCUAACUGAAGGAAAGCAGAUAGGAAAAGAGAAAAGAUAUUCAAAACGACAGAUGUCGGACGCGUAUUGUUCGGAUUGCAAGAGGAGCACGGAGGUGGUGUUUGAUCACUCUGCGGGUGAUGCGGUGUGUUCCGAGUGCGGACUGGUGUUGGAAUCGCACUCCAUCGACGAGACGUCGGAGUGGAGGACGUUUGCAAAUGAAUCGGGUGAUAACGACCCGGUCCGUGUCGGAGGUCCGACCAACCCGCUUUUGGCCGAUGGUGGGCUUGCAACGGUUAUCGCGAAACCGAAUGGAGCUUCGGGCGAGUUCUUAUCGUCGUCGCUUGGUCGGUGGCAGAAUCGCGGGUCUAAUCCGGAUCGGGGUUUGAUUAUGGCUUUUAAAACCAUUGCUACUAUGUCUGAUAGGUUGGGCCUUGUUGCAACCAUUAAGGAUCGGGCAAAUGAGAUAUAUAAGAAGGUGGAAGAUCAAAAAUCUAGUAGAGGAAGAAAUCAGGAUGCAUUAUUGGCUGCUUGCCUGUACAUUGCUUGUCGACAAGAAGACAAGCCACGCACUGUUAAGGAAAUAUGCUCUGUCGCCAAUGGAGCUACAAAGAAGGAAAUUGGCCGAGCAAAAGAAUACAUUGUCAAACAGCUGAAGCCAGAGGCUGGUCAGUCAGUGGAGAUGGCUCAGAUGGGAACUAUACAUGCUGGGGACUUCAUGAGGCGCUUUUGUUCCAAUCUUGGUAUGAAUAAUCAAGCAGUAAAAGCUGCCCAAGAAGCUGUUCAGAAGUCGGAGGAGUUUGAUAUAAGGAGGAGCCCUAUAUCAAUUGCAGCUGCUGUUAUUUAUAUUAUAACUCAGCUUUCAGAUGACAAGAAGCUGCUCCGGGAUAUUUCACUUGCUACUGGAGUUGCAGAAGGGACAAUAAGAAAUUCAUACAAAGAUCUCUAUGCCCAUGUCUCAAAAAUAAUACCAAAUUGGUAUGCCAAGGAGGAGGAUCUUAAAAACCUUUGCAGUCCAUAAAAUGCAGAGCAUACAAAAAAGGUGAAACCAAGAGCUUCAAGCUUAAUUGUUUUUUUAAUUUUUUUUUAAUACCUUAGAUGGGAAAAAGGAAAAAGAGCUACUCGUAAUUUAUUUAUUUUAGUGUAUGUUUGAACAAGGUAACUAUUAACCUGGAGCUUUCAUCAAGUCAAUCCUUGAAUUUGACGUGAUUUACUGUCUAACAUUACGGUGGAAUUAAGACUAUGUUCUAUAUUGAUUGA